AUGCUGUACCUCACAUCGGAUCAUUUGCCCGUCUUUGUGCCACUAGGCGUCAUCGGCUUCUACCGUUACUUGUGGUUCGUCAUCCGACUGCUAGCAUGGGCCUCCUAUCGCCCCAUACCACUGCCUGCAGAGCGCACCUAUACACCCGAGCGCGAUGUCACCAUCAUCGUGCCCACAAUCGAUACGGAGCAAAGCCUCGCCCGAGCCGCCCUUACUUGGUUGGCCAACCGUCCGUACCAGAUCAUCAUCGUCACCGAGAACUCCCGUGUAGAGGCCAUGCAAGAGAUGGCUGGUCAGAUCCAGCAGACCUGGCAGCAUGUCCAGUCGAGCGCGUCCGCAGCUGUCGACAUCAAACCUGAGGCGGACGGAAAGGAACCGUCGACGCAGAUCUCGGUGCUCUCGAUCGACAGGGCAAACAAACGUCUCCAGAUGGCUCACGGCAUAGCCGCUGCAUCGACAGACAUUGUCGUCUUUUCAGAUGAUGACGCGCUCUGGCCGAGACACAUGCUUGACCACAUCUUAGCUUGCUUCGAGCAUGCGUCUAUUGGCGGUGUUGGCACCUCCCAGGUCGUCAAGUCGGUCGGCAACCACAUGACAGUCUGGGAAGUCUUGGCUGCUUUCCGUCUGUCGAUCCGCAACAUAGAGAUCUCCGCUUCGACUCACAUCGAUGGCGGUGUGCCGUGCCUGUCAGGUCGCACUGCUGCCUAUCGUACCGAGAUACUCAAAGAUCCGGAAUUCCUGCGUGAAUUCACCAAUGAGCUCUGGCUGGGCAAAUACCCGCUCAAUUCUGGCGAUGAUAAGUUCCUCACUCGCUGGAUGGUCAGCCAUGGCUGGAAGACUUAUGUCCAAUGCUCUUCCGCCACAGAACUCCAGAGUACGAUGAGACCCGACUGGCGCUUUCUCAAGCAAGUCUUGCGAUGGACGCGAAACACCUGGCGAUCGGAUUUCAAGUCUGUCUUUGUCGAACGCUACAUCUGGUCUCGCCAUCCUUACACGACGUAUACCAUGAUUGACAAAUUUCUCAAUCCAGUCACACUUUGGAUCGGUCCUUGCCUUGUCAUCUAUCUCUGCAUAAAGAGCAAGCGAGAUCCAGGGCCUGACGCCUAUCACCUGCCGACCUGGAACAUCCUCAUAUCGUAUCUUGUCUGGUUGCACAUCACCCGCACUGCUAAGCUCAUACCCCAUCUGUACCGGCACCCAACACAUCUGAUUUAUGUCCCCGUCUGGCUCAUCUUUGGCUACUACUUCGCAGCCAUGAAGAUCUAUGCGCUCUUCACUUUGCACGAGGUGGCUUGGGGCACCAGGCACUCUGAAAAUGACGACGCGGCUCCUCAAUCAGUCCAGCUAGCUCACGAACUGACCGCAAGCGAAGAGAGUCCCAUCGAAUUAACGGACACUGCUACUUUUCGAGGGAUAUGA
Mixia osmundae IAM 14324 is the source of this 1419-nucleotide messenger RNA. RefSeq names its product glycosyltransferase family 2 protein. The transcript has 2 exons. Bases 1 to 1419 code for a protein of 472 amino acids. The record is from RefSeq and is a predicted model, not a curated record. Lineage: Eukaryota; Fungi; Basidiomycota; Mixiomycetes; Mixiales; Mixiaceae.